AUGCCGUAUAUCCUCAAAGACAUAACUGAAAUAAACAACAUCGCAUUCAAGCGUGAUUGGGAUGAUGAUUAUUGGAGCGGAUCUGAUGGAGCCAGAUGGGCUUUCUUUGCCAUAUUUGCUGUUUUGAUCAUUAUUGUGGUAUUGGGUACCAUUAGAGUCAACAAGAAAAGAGCCCAACAUGGAGAACAACCAAUCUAUGGAACUAGAUGGCUUACUCCACCGUCAUACAGACAGUCUCAAACACAAUACCAUCAACCAGAUCAUAUUAGAGAUCCCGAUUUGCCCAGUGCUUAUGUACCCACGUAUACAGCUACUGCAAAUGAGUUUGACAUGGGUUAUUAUGACUCAAAUGGGACCUUCCAUCCCAACCCAAAUGCAAAACUGGCGUUGCAACACCCUCCGGAAACACAUCAAAGAACCGGGAGUGCAAUCACGUCGCAUACAAUUACCGGGGCUACGCCUUUAUCGCCGACUUUAAACCAAAACCCUCGAACCGACUCACCGCUGCACGAAGCCCAUACCAACUACACCAAUGACAAUGAUGAUGACCUUGCUGAUAUAAGCAGACCCGUGGGACCUCCACCAAGAAGGAAUACAACCACUACUUUAUCAAAUAUAUCAAGACCAGAGGGCCCACCACCACUGUCACGGACUACGAAUACCGAGCCACACGGAGAGAACACCACGAAUCAUGCAACUAGCACAGCAGGAACUGCUGCAACUGAAAAUGUACUUGAUGUUCCACUGCCUUCCUCGUCAUCGAAGCAAGAAACAGAGGCGAGUGAGACUACCAUUGAAAAGAAACGGUGA
Molecule: messenger RNA, 810 nt
Organism: Lodderomyces theae
Lineage: Eukaryota; Fungi; Ascomycota; Pichiomycetes; Serinales; Debaryomycetaceae
Exons: 1
Coding region: 1-810 (269 amino acids)
Biological process (GO): vesicle-mediated transport
Cellular component (GO): intracellular membrane-bounded organelle
Source: RefSeq, a predicted model, not a curated record